GGAGCAGCGGUGGCACGACCCGCUGGCACGUGACUAAGCGGGCUCUGCGCUUGCGCGUUUCCUUCCCUUUCCUUUCAGGGCCGUCGGCGCCGCCGCCAUGAGUAUGCUAAGGCUCCAGAAGAGGCUGGCCUCUAGCGUCCUGCGCUGUGGCAAGAAGAAAGUCUGGCUGGAUCCUAAUGAGACUAAUGAAAUUGCAAAUGCAAACUCUCGUCAGCAGAUCAGGAAACUGAUCAAAGAUGGUCUGAUUAUCCGCAAGCCUGUUACCGUUCACUCACGUGCUCGGUGCAGAAAGAACACCUUGGCCCGCCGGAAGGGCAGGCACAUGGGCAUUGGUAAGAGAAAAGGUACAGCUAAUGCCCGUAUGCCUGAGAAAGUUACCUGGAUGAGAAGGAUGAGAAUUUUGAGGCGUCUCCUUCGGAGGUACAGGGAGUCCAAGAAGAUUGACCGCCAUAUGUACCACAGCUUGUACUUGAAAGUCAAGGGCAACGUGUUCAAGAAUAAGCGGAUCCUGAUGGAGCACAUCCAUAAAUUGAAGGCAGACAAAGCUCGCAAGAAGCUUCUGGCUGACCAGGCUGAAGCCCGCAGAUCGAAGACCAAGGAGGCUCGUAAGCGCCGUGAAGAGCGGCUGCAAGCCAAGAAGGAGGAGAUUUUCAAGACUUUGUCAAAAGAGGAAGAAACCAAGAAGUAACUUUCUGCCUUCCUGUGUACAUAGUACUCAAAGGGUAUCUAAUAAAUCUGUCGACCAUCUCA
Molecule: messenger RNA, 750 nt
Organism: Heteronotia binoei (common prickly gecko)
Lineage: Eukaryota; Metazoa; Chordata; Lepidosauria; Squamata; Gekkonidae
Gene: RPL19
Product: ribosomal protein L19
Exons: 6
Coding region: 98-688 (196 amino acids)
Biological process (GO): translation
Cellular component (GO): ribosome; cytosolic large ribosomal subunit
Molecular function (GO): RNA binding; structural constituent of ribosome
Source: RefSeq, a predicted model, not a curated record